This is a messenger RNA of Desarmillaria tabescens, 1060 nucleotides long. RefSeq lists its product as uncharacterized. NCBI's taxonomy places the organism in Eukaryota, Fungi, Basidiomycota, Agaricomycetes, Agaricales, Physalacriaceae. The record is from RefSeq and is a predicted model, not a curated record. The coding region runs from base 139 to 1008 and encodes 289 amino acids. The transcript has a single exon.
GCAUGCGUCAGUGGUCGAUUAUAUAAAGACAGCAAAGGCGCAGGCAGAAAGACAACAAGAAACAGAGAAACAGAAGUUGUACAAUCUAGAAUCGGCACAAAAGAGCUACUUGCUGAGGUAAAGAAGGUGGAGGAGAGAAUGGAACGGGCUGAAGAGGCUCUAUGCCAUGCAAAGGAACGGGGCGAUGCGGUUACUUCAACGGCAGAGAACGAGGUGGAGGAAUGCAAGAAGAUGCAAUUGAAAAGUUCGAUGGCAGUUGCGAAGAUGGAAAUCGAGGCUAAAAUGGCGAAGGAAAAAUACGAGGAGGCCAAGGCUACUGUUGACGAUUUUCAAGAUGGAAAGUGCCAUGUUUCGGAGAUAUACCGAGGGCUCAACUCGUAUGGACUCUUUGCUUCUAUUGGAAUACUGGCGGCUCGUGAUCUCCCUCCACGCCAUGCCCGACGCAAGCCCUGCGUAUCUAUGGCGCUUUACCCACUUGGUAGGACUUCUGAUAAGGAGAACGAUGAAGUAAACCAAGCAACAGAAGGUGCAAGAUCCAGCGUGGUUGCUCUCGAUAAGGAGAAUGAUACACGUCUUCCUCUGCCAUACGUUGAUUGCGGGAGAAAUAUCUUAGCAGGCGGUCUGCAUGGGAUUGUUUGUAAGGGCACAUUCCAUGGACUUGAUGGAACAACUAUCCCGGCCGUCGUCAAGUUGCCUUGUCUUACCAGGGAUGAAGAAGGACUGGCUCUUACGGCCGAAGACAUGGAACAUGAAUUACAGGUAUACAAAGCACUACGCCAUAUCCAAGGUUCUGUUAUUCCUCGCUUGUAUGGCUGUGGCUACGUCUACGACUGGUACAGUGGACGAUCGAUACCUGCCUUAGUCUUAGAGAACGCGGGCGAGAAUAAUCUAGCUUCGCUCGGCGUCUCGACAUUGACAGAGGAGGAGAAAAUCGCCAUCAAGGAUGUCCUGGAUGCCUUUGUGCGUUGUCUUCUUCCCAUUGAUGCCAAUAAUUAUGACCCAGUAUAGCACAACGAAGGUUGGAUCCAUGGUGAUGUCGCAGGGAGGAAUAUUCUAUACU